Blastocystis hominis is the source of this 792-nucleotide messenger RNA. RefSeq lists its product as hypothetical. NCBI's taxonomy places the organism in Eukaryota, Bigyra, Opalinata, Blastocystidae. Gene Ontology annotation, biological process: tricarboxylic acid cycle; respiratory electron transport chain; aerobic respiration. The transcript has 4 exons. The coding region runs from base 1 to 792 and encodes 263 amino acids. The record is from RefSeq and is a predicted model, not a curated record. Gene Ontology annotation, molecular function: electron transfer activity; 2 iron, 2 sulfur cluster binding.
AUGCUUGCACGUCCUUCAAUACUCCGUCUCUUCUCCACAGCGCCCCAGUAUCGUCUCUUUGAGAUUUAUCGCUUUAAUCCCGCAAGAGAUAUCAAGCCUCACAUGGAGCGCUAUGCAGUCGAUCUGUCUCAGUGCGGAGGCAUGGUACUCGACGCCCUGUUUCACAUAAAGGAUACGAUCGAUCCCACAUUCACCUUUCGCAGAUCUUGUAGAGAGGGCAUUUGUGGAUCGUGCUCGAUGAAUAUCAAUGGAGAAAAUGGCCUUGCGUGUUUGACUCGGAUUGGAAAGGGUUCCAAGACGAUCACCAUUCGCCCACUUCCUCACAUGUUUGUCAUCAAGGACCUCGUGAUUGACCAGACAAACAGCUAUGAACAAUACAAUUCGAUUAAGCCCUGGCUGCAGAAGAAGCAGAAGAAUGAGCCCACUGAUGAUUUAUAUCUCACCGAGAACCUUCAGUCUCCGCAGGAUCGUGCCAAGUUGGACGGUUUGUAUGAGUGUAUUCUGUGUAACUGCUGUUCCACAUCGUGCCCUUCCUAUUGGUGGAAUCCCGACAAAUACUUGGGACCGAUGGUUUUGCAACAAGCCUAUCGUUGGAUUGUGGAUUCGCGAGACGAAAUGACAGAAGAGCGACUUCGUGACUUGGACGAUGUGUACAAGCUGUAUCGUUGCCACGCCAUCAUGAACUGCACUCACUCCUGUCCAAAGAACCUCAAUCCAGGUCGGUCCAUCGCCCACAUCAAGCAGCUUCUACACCAUCGCCACUUCUCUCUUGUUUCCAACAAACACUCGUAA